Messenger RNA from Ostertagia ostertagi, 792 nucleotides. The record is from the annotation of a GenBank genome assembly. Lineage: Eukaryota; Metazoa; Nematoda; Chromadorea; Rhabditida; Trichostrongylidae.
AUGACUGAGCAAAAAUUUAGUAAGGUAUUACAGAAUAAUGCUCACGAAGUGAACGUAAUUGAUUUGCUGCCAGUGGAGGAUGAAACACUGGAGUUCGAGCUCUUCGACAAGCGGUUGAGGAGUCACGAGCGUAGAGAGAAACAUGCUGCUAAAACGAUAAAGCCUGAUUCACCAAGAAAGAGCAAACAACAUCUCCCACUCACAACAACAACCUCAUCUUUGACAACAACCCUCAUUGACGCUACUGUACAAAGGCUUGUCAACGAUACCAUUGCUGGGAAUCCCACUUCCUCAGCUACGGACUCCAUGGAAUCUACAAUGCCAAAUUCACUCGUUCUAUCUACAGCAACAGCUACUUCUCCAAUGACCGAAAUAAUUACCCGUGGUGCUGACACGACUAGUGAAUGGAGUUCAACCACUUCAAUGACCACGUUAUUUUCGACCACUCCACAAGAGCCAGAUGUUUCAGCAGACAAAAAUACUACUGAUGACCUCCCAUUCAAAAAGAGACGUCCACAGCUGGCGACUCCAACUAAGGCGAGAGGACAACAUUGGGUGAUCAGGGGUCACUUUCGCUCACCGCCAAAAGCAUCCUUAUCGGAGAAGGUUGGUGCUCCUGCUGUCUCCGAUCGACGCACACAGGCCAUAGCACCUCCGAGAAUUGGAAGCAUCCAGGGAUUAAGUCUUUUGGAUAAUGGAGUUGGAAGCAAUUCUCUGAAGUUGAAAUUGAGUAGGGGUGAAAACAAUUUCAAAUUGAGGAAAAGCGACACACUGUUGCCAAGGAUGAAGGCA